UGGAGGUUUGGAAUUUUAGUCCGAAUGAAAACCAUGUGCGAUGACAAUUUAUUUUAGGUAUUUGACAGCUUACUCAUAAUUUCUCUUGCUUCUCCAUAGUCUUGGACCCACACGUUUUUCUAGGUUGGGCGUCUUUUUUACAAGAAGCCCCCUGUCCAUGUUCAGUUCGAGGGAAAAUAGUCAGUACAAAAGUUAAAUGCCUUGUCUUAUUAGUGUCCAAUGUUAAGCAGCUGGAUGACAGCUGUCAAAGGUGGUACACAAAUGAAGGACUCCAAGACGAGGUCAUGAUAUUAAGCAUGCUUGUAUUCCAAACUGAGGUUGUAUACCAAUAAGCAGUACAAAACAGGCAACUGUCCGUGUUCAGGUCGAGGGAAGAUAGUCGGUGCAGCCAUGUUGAGCAGAACCCUUGGGUAGCGGACCGCAAUGCCCAAAUGUCCCUUCAGAGCAGGACAUGAGUCAAAGCAUGUCUCCUCAAAGUGGGCAGAGCACAAGACAGAUCUGGGGAUUUAUAAAACGAGUUUCCAGGUGAAGUAAAUAUCAAAGAUUGUCAUGGGCACGAGGCACAAGGCUGCACCCAAACGAAGGACUCUGAGACGAGGACAUGAUAUUAAGCGUAGAUUUAUUCGAAACUGAGGUCUUAUACCAAUAAGCAGUCCAAAACAGGCAGAAGCACAAAAACACUAGGCUAUAGGCAAGAUAAAAAAAUAUGAAGCAAGGUCAACAAGACUGUGGAGGCAGAGAUACGCUGUGACAAGUGGAUGCUCUACACAAAACUUGUAUACUUACGCACAGUAGCAGAGUAUCCCAAAAUGCAUUAAUGGAAAUGCAAUGAACUGGAAAAUGCCGAUGACACAUUAAAAACUUAAAUGCCUGGUCUAAUUGGUGUCCAAUGACAAGCAGCUGGGUGACUGUCAGUUUUCUGGGCAACAUUACUCAUCACACACAACCACUCACUUCGACAUUUUACGAUUCCCACUCAGAACAUGUUAGUUUUCACAUUUUUUACACCAUGAGUUGUGAAUUGGUUUUCGGUAUCCCUUAGCUGAGGUGACACAACCCUCAUAUUAACUUGUCUUGUCGAUGACUAGCAUUCUCACAUGUGAGACUUUGGUCCCAAGUGGGUGAGAGCUAAGUGGAGGGAAAUGGAGAUAGCCUCAUCGAUCGGGAGGUUGCACCGAUUUUCAAACUUGUAGGGGUCCAGCGUGGGGUUGAGGGGGGUAGAUUUGACAUGCUCCAUGAUUAGCCUCUCAGAGCACAUCAUAAUUAUGGGAGGGAGUGAGUCCAACCAGGUAGUAGUCAUUGUAGCAGGAGGGAGACGGCUUCUUUGGGACCAGGAUAAUGGUGAUGGCUGUGAGGCAGGUCGGGAAAACGGCUUGGAUCAGUGCGGUGUUCAAAAUAUCUGUGAGGACAUCUCUGAGCUCAUUGGCACAUCCUUUCAAAAUGCGGCUAGGAAUGUCUUCCGGUCCGGAGAAUUUAUUUGUGUUCGUCCUUCUGAGGGAUCUGAGGGUGUAGUUAGCUGUGAUAGGCACUAAAGUGACCCUUGUGAGGAUAAGAAGCUUGGACAAUGAACAUAGAAGUGUUAAAAUUGCUCUAUGUUCUGUUUCUUCAAAUUCAGGAAACUUUUAUUUCUUUCUGAGCGGUUUCUCCGUGAUCAUUGUGUGCUUUCGAGGAGAACAGGUCUGAAUAUCAGUCUGCAUCUGGGGGAAAAUAUCUGAUUUUAUAGUCUGAGCUUCUAAGCUUCUCUCCCCGGCUAAAUGCAGAGGGGUUGCGUCAGGAAGGGCAUCUGGCGUAAAAGUGUACCAAACAAAUAUGCGGUUUUCUGAGAUGACACGCUGUGGCGACCCCUAAUGGGACAAGCCGAAAGGAAAAGAAGAAGAUAGUCUGAACUUCACGGUAAUUUUCAUUCGUGGCCAACACAUGUUUCUCCUCAUCAUUGAAUGGUUAUGUUGCCCAUCCUAAGUGCUUAUUUGUCCAUCUCAUUCAUAUGAAAAGCAGGAACAUAUUUUUCAACUAAAAGUAAUUCCUUUCCACCCCACCAAACUACAAAUAUUUGACUUUGAUACAAAUCAGCAGGUUUAAUAUUAUUUAAUCUUGCAGUAUAUACUUGUUGAUAAAAGAGCUGACCUUUUCACAUAUAAAUUAAAACAUUUAUUAGUUGUUAUUGGUCUACAGGCAUUUGCGCCUAGGUAAUGCUUACACCAUAGUGGUGUUUUCUAUAAGAGUUUUUAGAAUGGCUCUGUUCUAAAUGCUGAACAGCACAGAAGCUACUAAUGGAGAGGGAUAUGGAGCAAAUUGAUGUGUGAGGAGAGGAUGUGUUGGAGGGAGAAAGAAUGAAUUUCAAUACACUAAAUGUUUCCAAUGAAAUGUAUACGCCCACUGUCCCUAAGCUCUGUCUGACUCACCAGCUUCACAUAUUUCCCCGCCUCACACUUGGUGCAGUGUGUCUCCUCUGACACACAUCCACAUCUCGUCACGUUCACUGAUGCAGCUCCGCCUCCUUCACAGUGUAGCUGUUGGGAGCAAUGGAGGAGAGAGUAGUCCAGCCAGAUAAAUUAAAUGGCUCAUGGGACGGAGGCCAUGAUGAAGGGAAGUCUAACUGGAAGAAAGAAUGCUCCCUUUCCUCGCUCCUAAAACACUCUUGUCUUCUCUGCUGGUCAUCCUCCAAGGACACUGACAUUGUGGAAACGGAUGAGAGAGUACUCAGCAAGGCAUCUGAGAUCAGAGAGCUUGAGAAUGCAGUAACAGUGGAGAACCUGGAACUGCAGGAGCAGCAGUCCGACCGGAAGGAGCUAGAGGAGACGCUGGUCAAAUUAGAGAAACACAAAGAGAAGCUUAUUCAGCAAAUUAAAGCCACCAGACAGCUUUGCUAUGAAGAGAGUCAACAGAUCCUGUCUCUGCAGGCUGAAGAGGUUAAAAGAGAGAGCCAGGUUGAAGAGUAUGAGCGAGAGCUUGCCAGAGCCAGAUGGAGGCUGAGGAAGCUCAAAGAGGAGGUGAAACAGGCGAAGAGGAAGAUGGAGGAGGCUGGAGAGAGGAACUGUCCCCUCCAGGAUUCUAUUAAACAGUCCUAUGAAGAAAUCUUGCAGGAAGAGCACACACUGUGUUCUAUGUCAGGUGGUGCAGUUACUCCAGAGAGCCAGCUCGAUGGCUCAACCUCCCCUACAGACACAACUGAGGAUGAAACACUUCCAAUGAGACCAUGGGGGAGGAGCCAAUCGCUGCCUGCAUAUGCUGACCUUAUAAUGGUAGCCAGCAGUGCACCGUUUUGCAAUAAUUUAGCAGAUACCAGAGAAGAGGUAGACGACAGUAGCAGUAGCUCACCAAAGGUGGACAGAUUCAACCUCAAAGAUGAUCCAGAGGAGGGUGAUGUCAGUGAGCAACAAGGAGGAUUAAAAGAACUGUCCAUUCUCAAUAAACUUGACUUCUAUCAAGCAGACCCUUUUGCACAGUGUCAGAUAAAUCAUGGCCUGUAUAAUGAAGACCUAUUUCCGAAAACAGACUCAUCAGAUGGAUUUACAUCAGAUCCUUUUAAAGGCACAGAUCCUUUUGCUGCAGACAUUUUGUUUCCAGAGGCAAACAUUGGUUCUGAUGAAGGAGCAGUAAUUAUCUGCGACGAGGCCGAUACUAGUCCAUCUUGUGCUGAAAAUAAAGCUUCAACAGGGACGCAGUGUUUUGAGUCUGAGUUUCCAGAUGAAGACAGUGACAUUGAGCUGAGCUACAAUCAAGAGGAUUUUGACAUGAUCCCUGGAGCAGAUGAUAGCCAUGGAUUUAAGCCAAUUCAGAGUUCAUCUGAGGAGCUAGGCCCAGAACCCGUUCGAUGCUGCAAUUCCCUGGAUCAGUACUCUGUAGAAUCAGAUCACAAUGGGUAUGAACUGGACCUAAGUGCUGUCUCACUGCCAUUUGGCAUCAAAGAGCACCGUCUUGGAUAUCUGGCUGGAAAACUGACCGAUGUGGCAACGAGAAAAGUGGAGGAAGCCAAAGCUGUCCCUUACCUUGGUGAUCAAGCAUUGUUGGUGAUGGACAGAAGAAACUUAAAAAACAAAAUGCAUUCCCUUGACGGAAAUCGGGGAGAAGAAACUGAUUGGAUGAGCAAUAACAAAGAGGAUCCAGGAAAUGUUUCAACUCAUCAAAACUGUGUAGAUUCUCAUAACCUUUGGACUGAACUUGAGUCACGAGAAACCAACUUGAGCUUUGACUAUGAGCCAAUAAGUCAGUCUUCGUUUGAUCCAUAUGGCUUCAAACUCAGUCCUGAAUAUUCCAGUCAUAGCCUCUUAGACCCAGAUGAAGCUCUUCUGAGCCCAGUCCCCAUUGAUCAAGAGCUGGCUUUUGACCACUGCUCUUCUCAGCCAGAUCCUUGUAACUUUUAUUCCUACGAGUAUGAACUUGCCUCUUCCGAGAUGGUACAAGACUCUGAUCCAUAUGGCUUUAAACUUAGCCUUCAAGAAGAGAAUCAGGAGGUCCCAGAACCGUGUUGUGAUGAUAAUGUGGAAAAUAUGGCCUUCAGUAGACUUGAUAAUGACAAUAAAGAACCUAUUAACUAUAGCAACCAGGAAGUACCUGAAUUUCUUCCCCAUGAAAACCAAGAAGUGCUUAAUCCUUGUAGUGACGACAACAACCAAGAACUGCUGGAUGUGUUAAAAAGAAGAAGCCAAGAAGGGCUGGAAUUAUCAUCUCUGGUCAACAAUGAAAAUGUAAAGUUGGUAAACAAGGAAAAUCAAGAAUUCCUAAAUCUUUGUAGUCCUGAAAACCAAGAAAUAGUUUCAAAUGAGCACUUUGUAAGUUAUAAAGAACUUGACCAGUGUAAAAAUGAUAACCAAGAAGUGCUAGUAUUUUUUCACGUUAAUCUUGAGCUACAAAAUUUCACCUGUGCAGAGAAUCAGGAAAUUUUGGAAUUGGACAGUUAUGGCAAUGGAGAAGUAGUUGAACAUCAGGAAGCACUAGUUUUGGGUAGCCAUGAAAACCAGGAAACACUGAAUGCCAGUAACAAUAAGUCUGAGGAAUUGGUAGAUGUGGAUGGUCAUAAUAAUCAGGAAGUGCUGGACUUGACGAACUGCUAG
This is a messenger RNA of Syngnathoides biaculeatus (alligator pipefish), 5054 nucleotides long. RefSeq lists its product as uncharacterized. The transcript is spliced from 10 exons. The coding region runs from base 2523 to 5054 and encodes 843 amino acids. The record is from RefSeq and is a predicted model, not a curated record. NCBI's taxonomy places the organism in Eukaryota, Metazoa, Chordata, Actinopteri, Syngnathiformes, Syngnathidae.